ACGAUGGAAACAUGAGGUCUUUUUCUGGUUUGUCUCAAAGACUGCACUUAUCCUUGUCGUCGAACGAUACCUCAAGUUCACCAUGUACCUCAGACCCCCCGCUAUUCACCAAAUCCACAACGAAGAAUCAUGGCCGGUACCAGUCAAGAAGCUGGCAUCGCUACUUCGCAAACCGUUACCAAGCCUGAAGGUUGGUCAUGUCACGUCAAAGUCAGACAUAUCUCCAGCGGCUGCUAUGAUUCUUGCUGAGCUGGCAGAGGGCGUGUAUGAUAAUUAUGUCUCGUCUGACGUGGUGUCAAACCCUCUGUACGACGUGCUCAAUAUCGUCCUCACAGUAGCUGCAGGCAUGCGACAACUGGUCAAGAUCUCAGACAUAACCGGCAUGUCGCAUCGGACUUCAACACUUACCUAUUCUCUGCUUGCAACUAUCGGGCGCCAUAUGAGUCAAGAACUAUGUCAACUGAGUAAUGUGCCCUUCAUCCUACCUCGCACGAAGGGUGAUGCAGGCGCAUACCAUAGUCCGACCGAAGGACCUCUCCAAGUGGAAGGGAUUUCCACCUUACUGAUGGCUUGCAUCAUCACACCUGAGCGUUUAGUCACUUCUUCGGCUGUUUCUACUUGCGAACCGGACAAUUAUACGGAUGUUAUAUCUGCUGGAAACAGUGAUUCAAAUUCUUCGGAAGCGCGCAGAGCUCUAGCAUUUUCAGGAAAUGAGGAUGCCGAGGUUGAAGAGAACAACGAGGAAGAAGAGGUAGACGACGAUGACAACAGCGAUAACAACGACGACAGCAAUGACGAGGAAGGGGAAGAGAAUGAAGAGGAGGAACAGGAAGAAGAUCAGGAAGAAGAUCAGGAAGAAGAACAAGAAAUCGAAAACAACAACGUGAAACCUUUGCCUUUCCCAGUUUUGAAUGCACCAUUUGACGCACACGUACUGCCGGGUCGUGGAAACCGCUUCUGUGCAGCUCUUCCUGUGAUCUCUGUCGCUGACUCUGCAAAUAUAGAGCCACUUUUGUCUAGUGUCUUGUAUCAACGCUUUGUCUGGGGUAUCGACGAACCCGUCGUCGGCUUUGUUAUCUCAGAGUAUGGCACUGUAGUGCAAUUAUACCUUGGAUGGCUAGAUUUGGACCAUAAUGUGCCCUCUGUAAAUAUUGGUUGCUCAACUACGUCUGGAGUGGGUAACCCUGCUCUCGGAGUGUUUGACCUAACGGUGCCCUCUUCCUCCUGUCUCUUGGCGCAAUUCAUCUUGAACCUGAAAUCACACUGCGAAGAAAUCGGGUUGGCUGCUACUCGAAACAGAUUUCGCGACUUCUGCUGGCGAUCUGAUCAUCAAGGAAAGGAUAAGGAAGAAUUCGGCUCAGAUGAUAGCGUCCAUGCGGGAGAUGCCCACAUACGUCAAUGGCUGCAGUCUAUUCCCGCAGAAGGCACCCACAGCGACUCUUCAAUGCGCCGUAUCGGGGCGACAUUGGCCUCAAAGCAUGUCAACGAGGUCCACCAAAUGACUACCGAUGAUGAGAAUCUAGAAGCCCCUAGAAGACUUGAAAUUGAAAUAAAUGACACCGUAGAGAGUGGCAGUAACAUGAUGCCUUCUGACAUUACUGAGAAUAAAGAUGACGUCGACGACGACGCGUCUCAUAUUUCAAUCGAUUCAAGCCAAUUAUAUGUGAUCCAUCAACGCUUAUUGAGACCCGACCCGUACGAUUUUCAUGUUUUCUUUUGGCUUACGGAGCGAAAUGUAGCUCUGAUCGGUCGGUUUCCGCAAAAUCCCAAACAACCAGAGUACUUGGAGAUGAAUCGCAUGGUAGCACAAUAUGAAAAGGACGUGCAAUUUCACUGGCCUGCUGCAUGGCCACAAACGAUGAAGAGUCACCAUCGUUCGAUGAUUGACGUUGUGUCAAGAGGUCUCAGUAGUCUCAAGGAGAAAGGGGAAGAAAUCAAUGACUUAGACUCAUCGUUACUGCCGUUCCUGCUACAAAAGAUGGAUUUCAUGUUCUCCUGCUUCCCUGAAACGGCUGAUGGAUCUCUGGAACAGCAUCUGAAGGAUGCUUACGAGACUAAACAGCGCCUUUCUUCCCCCUGGGAUUGUUUACUUUAUCAUUUCUACAUUCAUGAUUCGACGGAGGUCGUUUCGACUUCAGUGCUGAGCAAUGUCACCCUGAACCUCUCCCUCAACAAGGUUGCAAACUUCUUGCUGAACGGUGAAGAAGAACCAGCUCGAAACAUGCUAGCGGCCCUUGUUGAAGAAUGUGUUUUACGAUAUUUAGAGCAAUUACCCUACCUGUCUAUGGACAGAAAGAAGGAAGCGCUAGCCGGAGCAACGGUCGCCAUGCGAUGUUCAAGCAUGGUCACGUCGGUACUAGAGGAGGGCGAGGCAUUUCAAACACACAUAUUGAAUCGCGCUUUGAAAGAUCCCCUCACAAUGGACUGUGAUGCGGUCCUUGUGACGAGAGUGGAGGAGCACGUAAAUUUACUACAAACUCAAGAUAGUAAAAGUACGACUCAUUGCCAACAAACAGGAUCCGCCUCUUCUCCUUGCUCUCAGUGGAUACAAUCCCCAUCGACACAGUCAUGCAAUCCUCGCAUGUCAAAUUCGAAAACCGGUAAGGGAGGCGCGCCGGAUUUGGGCAAACAAAAAUAUCCGUAUUCGAUCUUACCACGAAUGAUAGUGAAGAACCGCGAAAAUGCCAGAGACGCCUUUUGGGAUACGCUCAUGUGUUGCGUCUCUGCUGUCGAGUAUCUGGCCUCCUUGGGCAUUGAAGAUUUUCCUGUCUACGGUGUUUUUGCGUCGGGGUCAGUGGGUAAUUUGAUCAUGACAUGGCAUUCAUCGGCAUCCAAGAGAAUAUAUGUCUUUGAACGAUAUCUCAAGACAUUCGAUGUCUCCGAUCCUGUAGAUAUUUUCUGGUUCUCUGUCUUCCUUCUUCGUUUGCGAAUGAGCCAGGAUCUCAAUCUCUUGACUUACGCCAGCUCGCUGCAUGUUGAUAAUGCCAAGACGUGGAGCCAGUAUGACCAGACCUGCUUUCUUCGAGGGACCUCCCUGUAGCUGGUAUAGAGUUUAACUUAGACAUGUAUUCUUGCUAAAAUGGUGUAAAGGUUAUUAUAUUAAUAGACUAGCAUUACCCAUGCCGGGCCAAGGGUAUAUACACCGUGAAAAACAAGAAAUGCUUAUUCUACGC
Molecule: messenger RNA, 3173 nt
Organism: Somion occarium
Lineage: Eukaryota; Fungi; Basidiomycota; Agaricomycetes; Polyporales; Cerrenaceae
Source: the annotation of a GenBank genome assembly